Dermatophagoides pteronyssinus (European house dust mite) is the source of this 2530-nucleotide messenger RNA. RefSeq lists its product as uncharacterized. Gene Ontology annotation, biological process: skeletal muscle contraction; positive regulation of protein localization to plasma membrane; positive regulation of voltage-gated calcium channel activity. Gene Ontology annotation, molecular function: protein binding. Lineage: Eukaryota; Metazoa; Arthropoda; Arachnida; Sarcoptiformes; Pyroglyphidae. The record is from RefSeq and is a predicted model, not a curated record.
GUUUAAUUUUUGGCUUCGUACAAAGUUUAUUUUGCAUAUUAAAAAAAAACAUUUUUUUAGAAAAAAAACCAAACAACCAAACAAACAAUGGAUACAUCAAGAUUAUCAAAUGAUUCAAGAAGAUAUUCACAAUCAUCAUCAUCAUCAACAACAGCAACAUCAGCUAUAACCGGUGUUAAAAGUAAAUGGAUUAAAGCAUUUCGUUCAUUAAAAUUAACAGCAGUUGGUGGUGGUAGUGGUAGUGGUUCAAGAAACAAUGAUCUGGCAAAUUUGGAAGCACAACGUGCAUAUCGUAUAUCGGUACAAUUGGGUGUACAUGCAUUUCAAGAAUAUACUUAUAAAAAAAUUACAGCUUGUGAUGUUUGUCGUGAAAUAUUACGUGGCCAUUCACGACAAGGACUUAAAUGUAAAUUAUGUAAAAUAAAUGUACAUGGACAAUGUCAAGAGAAUGCACCAAAAUGUCAGCCUAAACCACGUUUAUUACGUAAACAAAAAUCAGCAUCCGAAUUGGAAACCAAAAUUACUAUACCACAAAUUGAUGAUGAAAAAUAUCAAAAUUAUGAUCCUGUUUAUCAAUCAUUACGUGCUGCUGCUGAUGCACGUAAAUGUGCACAAUUAGUUACUGAACAUUAUUCAAAUUAUAACAGUAGUAGUGGUAGUAAUCAACAAUCAAUUAAUCAUCAUAAUUAUCAUCAUCAUUCAUCAACAUCGAAUAUUAAUAAUCCAAAUUCUGGCAGUAGUAGUGGUGGUGGUGGUGGUAAUCAUAAUAAACAUUAUCAUUAUCAACAUCAACAUAAUAAUAAUAAUAAUCAAGAUUCUGGAUCUGGUAGUGGUAGUUCGGGUUCAAUUUCAAUUAAACAAAAUUAUAAUAAUAAUGGUGGUAAUCGACAACAAACACAUCAACAGCAGCAAGGUAGUAAUGAUAGUCUUCAAACAGGUAGCCAAACAAAUUUAAUACAUGGUCAGCAACCGCAUCGUCAAGAUUUAUCUUGUCAACAACAACAACCAUCAUCAUUAUCAAUAAAAAUGACACAUCGUAAUUCAGAUUCAGAAUUUCAUCAAUCAACAAUUGAAUAUCAUCAACAACAAUAUGGUUCAAUGAUGAUUAAACAACAACAAUCAGAUUUACAACGUUAUCAACAACAACAACAACAACAUUAUAAUAAUAUUAGUGGUACAUCAUCAAUAAAUAAUUCAAAUGAACAAUCACCAAUGUUAACAAAUCGUACAUUACCAAGUAUUGCCUAUUUUAAUACAAAUGGUGGAAAUAGUAAUUUAAUUAAUAAACCAUUGUCCAUUGUUCAUCAACAACAACAACAACAACAUCCAUCAUUAUUAAUGAUACAACAACAACAACAGCAAGCAUAUUCAGCACCACAUAGUCCACAGAAAAAAAAAUUAACAUUACGUAUGAAAAGUUUAAGUUUAGAUAGUCCAGAAUCGGCUGAAACAUUAAAAGAAAAACAACGAAAUUUUUCAACACCACCAAUACCACCAACAUUACAAUUACCACCGCCUAUUAAUCAUCAUCCACAUCAUCAUUCACAUCAUUAUCAUCAACAACAACAACAACUUUUACGUCGUGAUAUGAUAAUCAAUAUAGCCGAUCCAUUAACACAACAACAAUCAAACUUAUCAUCACAGCCAUCUACAGCAACAACAACAACAACAACAUCAUCAAUAACAUCGACAACAUCAUCAUCAACAACAACAGCAGCAACAUUACCACCAACAGUUGGUCUUGUUGGUCAAUCACCAACACCACCACGUUAUGAUUCAAAUGAAUUGAUUAAUCAUUAUUCAACAUUUAAAUCAGCAGCGGCAGUAGUACCAUCAGCAACAACCGCAUCAACAACAUCAUCCAUCCAGCCGCAAUCGCAGCAGCCACCACCACCACCUCCUACAUCUAAUCAACAACAGCCGCAGCCGCAAACAAUAUCGCAACCAUCAUCACUUCCUAUAUCAUUAAAACAACAAUCACAAACACAACCAUCAUCAACCGUAUCAACACCACCAUCAUCAAAUCAAUAUUGUCAAAUGACAAAACGUUUUAAAUUAGGAAUACAUGGUCGUAUGCGUUCAUUUGAACGUGAUGAUCAAAUAUUUAUACAGGAUUUACAAUGUUCACCAUGUCCAUCACCGAAACCACAACGUUUAUUACCAACCAAUAUAUUUGUUGUAUUAUAUAAUUUUCGUAGCCGACAAAUUGAUGAGCUUAAUCUAAGAGCUGGAUAUAUGGUAACUGUUGUCGAUACAACCGACCCGGAAUGGUGGCAAGGAAAAUGUAUGGGAAAAGUUGGUUUUUUCCCAUCAAAAUAUGUAACGAAAUUAUUUCCUGGUGAACGUCCAUUACAAGUAAUACAUACUGUUCAAUUGACUGAUGGUGAAUUUGCAAUUAAAUUACUUCGUGAACAGAUUGUCAUUCAAGUAUCGGAUGAAAUGAGUGGUAUUAUUAUGGUACGUACUGGCCAAAAUGAUAAAAUUGUACCAUGUCCAUCGAAAUAUCUUCAAGAGAUAACAUUUUGAACGA